Brenthis ino (lesser marbled fritillary) is the source of this 1158-nucleotide messenger RNA. NCBI's taxonomy places the organism in Eukaryota, Metazoa, Arthropoda, Insecta, Lepidoptera, Nymphalidae. The record is from the annotation of a GenBank genome assembly.
AUGGAUGGAGAAUCAGAAAUUUUAUCUGACACAGCUACAAAUUGUAAUUUAGCAUCUACCUCAGAAACUUUAUCAGAUAACUAUCAAGCCAAGUUAGAUUCUUUAGAAAAAAAAGCCGUUCAUUUAAGAUUAGUUUUGGAAAGAGAUUUUAAGGCAGCCGAUAUUAAAUGGAGUCUGUUCGUAGCAGCUGCUUUUAGCUUCAGAUAUGAGAGCUGUCUUAAACCGUUUCCGCCAGUUUUUAUGAAAAAUGGUAUUAAAGACAUGGACGAAUUACUAAGGGUCAUUACUGAUGUACCUGCAUUGGAUUUGGUUCUACAGCAAUUGGAUAAUCUUGAUAAUCUAGUAAAUAUAGGCGACAUUAUAGACUUAUUAUUUUAUGUACUUGUCAGAUUAAAAGAACCCAAUUUAAAAACUGUGCCACAAGAAGCACAUGAAGCAAUUUUAAUUAAUGCGCAUUCAUUGCUGCCAGCACCAAAACCACAAUACGUUUUUCAAGUCAUUAGCUCUAAUAAAUCUAAUGCAGAAUUAAAGUGGAGGGAAUUAUCGAAAGAUCAUAAAGUGUUCUAUGCCUAUCAUGGAAACCGAUUGGAAAAUUUCUACGCAAUGAUCAAUUUUGGCGUGCAACAACAUUUGAACAAGACGACACUUACGGGAAACGGGGUAUGUCUUUCCCCGGAAUUAAGUAUCAGUUUGCCACUCAGUCAUGGCGGGUUUGGGUGGGGAGCUAGUUGUAUUGGAGGUCACCUCUCAUGUGUAGCAAUGUGCGAAGUUAUCGAUGCACCCGAAGGCAUAAACUAUCAAAAACCCAUCACGAACGAAGGUGACGGUGUCUACAAAGAAGAUGAAUCGAAAAUUUUAUCUGAACAAGGUUUAGGCAGUAGAGCUGUACAUUAUAUAGUUACAAACUCAGAUCUGAUACGCCUACGUUACUUGCUCGUAUACGCUAAACAACCUGCUUCCAUGAGAUUUCCUACUACAAGUGCUGCAAGAGAAGCUGGAGGUGUUCGACAAUGGCUUGCUAGAUAUAAAUUAUUUUCGAUACUUCUCGGCUAUGGACUAAUGCUGGCGACAAUUGGAUUUGCAAACAACCAACCUAUAAACUAUUAUUAUAAAAUUUUAUUUAAAAAAUUGGAGAUGGCCUUAGGCAAUGCAAAAGUG